Loxodonta africana (African savanna elephant) is the source of this 8293-nucleotide messenger RNA. It is a transcript of the gene SWI5, whose product is annotated as SWI5 homologous recombination repair protein. NCBI's taxonomy places the organism in Eukaryota, Metazoa, Chordata, Mammalia, Proboscidea, Elephantidae. Gene Ontology annotation, cellular component: Swi5-Swi2 complex; Swi5-Sfr1 complex. The record is from RefSeq and is a predicted model, not a curated record. Gene Ontology annotation, biological process: double-strand break repair via homologous recombination. The coding region runs from base 16 to 543 and encodes 175 amino acids. The transcript is spliced from 5 exons.
GAUGUGGGGGUCACAAUGAAAGCAGCACGCGCACCCUCUGGCUCCUCCCACUUGGGGCGGGACUUGAUUCCCCCCGCCCCCCGGGUGCGCGCGCAGCUGGCUUUGCAACCGUUUCUGACCGCCAUCACGGUUUUCUUUUUGAUCUUCAUCCUGGACUCUCCUGUACUGCAGACCCCCUCGAAACGGGGGCCCGGGACCCCAGGGCUCAGGAGGACUCAACCCGGACUCUCCAAAAGUUGCCGCGGGGCCUUCCGAUCCCCUCGGCCAUCUCCCAAGUCUGGCCAGGCCAAUGGGGCCAGUGAGGAUUCUCAGCAGCUUGACAUUCAGAAACUGAAGGAGAAGAGGGACGUGCUGGACAAGGAGAUCUCUCAAUUAAUAUCUGAAGGCUACAGUGUGGAUGAACUGGAGGACCAUAUCUCCCAGCUCCACGAGUAUAAUGACAUCAAAGAUGUAGGCCAGAUGCUGCUGGGAAAACUAGCUGUGAUCCAAGGUGUCACCACCAAAGAGUUGUAUCCAGAAUUUGAUCUUGAUGUGAAUGAUUGAGCAGAGGGCUCAGAGCCCCUCAUCCAUGACCAGCUAGAACAAGCAGAUGUGAAUAUGAGAAGCAGUGAGAGCCCAACCAGGGUACCUUCAGGGUUUCCAGAGAGAAAACGUCAGAAGCUUUUUUCUAGACAGCCAUGGCUGAGUUGGGAGGGGAGCAGGGAGGAAGGGAUAUACGGGUAUAUGUAUCCUAUUUAUAAAUAAAUAAUAAAUAUAUGAGUGACCUUGGUAUCAAUCUGUACACUGAUUUCUCUCCACUGAUAACUCCCUAUCUUACUCAGGAGAAAGACAGCCUGCUUUGGAUGAUAACAAGCUUACAUGUGCCAGGCAUUGUGCCUACACUAAAUAAGGGGCAAAGUUGGUAAAUCCCCCCUUCAUUGCUAAGUGUGUGAUACAGAUCGGCAUGAAUCCAAUCCCCAAAAUGUGGGGAUGGAUCCAGUCCUAACCUUUCCACUUCUCCAUCCUCAUCGCCAGCCACCCAAGUGGCUCAUUGUCUCAAAUCCUUGCCACCCAGAGCUGGGUCAGAGCCUGCAAGUUAGAUGGACACGGCCUUAGUUAUCUAGUGCUGCUGUAACAGAAAUACCACAAGUGAGUGGCAUUAAAGAAUAAACUUAUUUUCUCACCCCAGUUUUGGAGGCUAGAAGUCAGAAUUCAGGGUAGCAGCUCUAGGGGAGGGUCACUCUGUCUGCUCUGGGGGAAAAUCCUCGUCUUCAGCUUCUCUAGCUUCUCAGUGUUCCUUGGAGAUCUCCACAUGACAUCUACCCCCCAUUGGUGCUUCUUUUUUUCUGUACCAAAUCUGUUCUUUUUAUAUCUCAAAAGUGAUUAAGACACACCCUAUACUGAUAUGGUCUCGUUAACAUAACAAACGCUAUUCCCGAAUAGGAUUACAUCCAGGGUAUAAGGUUUAGGGUUCCAAAACAGUUUUAGGGGACACAGUUCAAGCAUAACACCAUCUUUCAGACGAGCUGCCUGUGCAGAACUGUCAGAGUUCACAUGCUAGAAAGAUACCUUCACAUGCUAGAAAGAUACCUUUCAGAUUGCCAAACAGGCAGACCCUAACCCCUGCUGACUGUCACUACCCCUGUGGGUUCUUUAAGUUGCUAGAAUGACUCACAGAAUCUCAUGGAGAGUAUACCAUGCUAUGGCUGCAACUUUAUCACAACCAACAAGGAUACAAAGGCAACAUGGGGUGAGUCUGGAAGGAGUCACAGUGCAGAGCUUCCGUGACCCAAAGAGGGCUCUUGUGGGUCUCACCACAUGGCCAUGAUAGGUUACAUCAUGCCUCGUGAGGCUUAGCAUUGAACCCCUAGUGGGUCCCUCUCGGUCUGGUCAGCCCCCAUUUAUUAGCCUCAGGUGUUGGUAUAGCUAGAAAGAACUGAGAACAAAGGCCAAAUUGCUUUCUGCAAAGUGAUUUCCAUACCUCGCAGUGCCUUACACCCAUUAUCUCUAAUGCUUGAAACCAUCCUAUGACAGAUGCUGCACAACAUGAAGAAUGUAACCAACAUCACUGAAUUGUACACGUAGAAAUUGUUGAGCUGGUGAAGGUUUUGUUGUGUAUAUUUCCACUGCAAUAAAAAAAUCCUACAAGGAAUUACUAUUCCCAAAUCCAAACCCACUGCCAUCUCAGAAGCAGACUGCCACAUCUUUCUCCCGUGGAGCUGCUAGUGGGUUCGAACUGCUGAACUUUCAAUGAGCAGCCAAGCACUUCACCACUGCACCACCAGGGCUCCUGAAUUAGUAUUACCAUUCCCAUUUUACAGAUGAGGACAUUGAGGCCCAGAGAGGCAAAGUGGCUUGCUCAAGGUCAUGUAGCCAGUAAAUGACAUAGCAGGGAUUUGAGCCCAUGUCUGAUUCUGAAGCUUAUUCUCUGCAAUACUGCCUUUCUGGGUUGGGGGAAAAGUAGGCAAGAGCUGAGAGUGAGCAACAGCAACAUUGAGAGAAAUUCUUCCCUUAUAAAUCAGCGUAUAGACUGAGGGUUCCAGUUCCCAGUUAAAAUUCUCUGUGAAGCAACAGGGAGCUGUUAGCAGCAUUUUUUCAUUGCACAUUGCUUAUGAUGAACGAUCAUCCUGGGCAGACGUGACACUGGCAUAACACACUGCUCAGGGCGUGAUCCAGGAUGGCAGGACUUCACACCUGACUUGCUAAGUGUUCUGACUAUUCUAGCUGCCCCCGGGCCUGUGUUUGCUGGAUGCUGUUACAAGGUUUGGGGUGCAAUAGCAGGUUUGGGCGCAGUGGCUAAAGUGAUCGACUGCUAACCGAAAGAUUGGUGGUUCAAAACCACCAGAGGCUCAGAGGGAGAGAAAUGAGGCAGUCUGCUUCUGUAGAGCUUUACAGCCUUGGAAACCCUAUGGGGUCACUGAGUCAGAAUCAACUUGAUGGCAGUGGGUUUGGUUUGUUGGGUUUUUUUAGCAGCGGUUGGGGACAGGCCAUCAUGAGUUGAUAGAAUUAGUGUCUAGAAACCAGCCAUGUGAGUCAGGCCUGGGUUUGAGUUCCAGCUGUGCCCACCUGUGAGCAGAGUGACCGUGGACAACUGAUGUGGCCUCUAUAAAAUGAAAUAACAGUGGUGCUGUAUUCAUCAGGGUCAUUAGCAUUAACUGCCUCCAAAAACAGCCCAAUAUCUCAUUGGUUGAAUACAUUUUGUAGCUAUGCCACUGGAACAUGUGGCCAUCAGAACGGAGUCACCACAGCAGGGGAAGAGAGAGAUGGAGAAGGCACAUCAACACUUAAGUGACUCAGCCCAAAAUUGGUACGCAUCCACUGUCCAGAACUAGUCACAUAACUCCAUCUGUCCACCAGGGAGGCUGGGAAGUGAGAGUGAGCGUGUGAAUAUUUGCUGGGGACUAGCUGUCUCAGCCGUGAGUACCCACCUCCAAAGGCUGCUUUGAGGAUUUAGGGAGCUACUGCAGAGGAAAGAGCCUGCACGGGACCCAGCACCUAGGAAAGUUUGGAGUCCAGCUCCCCUUUAGUGCUAGACAGCAACCCAUCCUCCUCAGUGACGUGUUCGUUCAGUGACCAGGCUUCAGUCCUGCUCCAGGUUUGUGACGCUUGUUUGCAUCUAUACAUUCUUCUGGAUUCACUGUGAAAGCCUCUGCCUCACUAGCACCAGGCAGCAUGCAUUCUCAUUUUUGGACCUUGUCAUUUUUUAUAAUUUCUGCUUUCACAUUAUAAUGUCAACAGGUAUUCACAAGCACCUUUUAUAAGACUCUAUUAUGGUCCCUGUCUUAAUCAUCUAGUGCUGCACUAUACUAACGAGGACGGCUUUCUGUCUCUGUCAGCUCUGGAGGAAAAUUCCUUGUCCUCAAACUUCCCCUGGGUGAGGAGCUUCUCAGGCGCAGGGACCCUGGGCCCAAAGGACAUGCUCUGCUUCCCGUGCUGCUCUCUUGGUGGUAUGAGGACCCCAACUCUGCUUGCUUCCCUUUCCUUUUAUCUCUUGAGAGAUAAAAGGUGGUGUAGGCCACACCCCAGGGAAACUCCCUCCACAUUGGAUCAGGGAGGUGACCUGAGUAAGGGUGGUGUUACAAUCCCACCCUAAUCCUCUUAACAUAAAACUACAAUCACAAAAUGGAGGACAGCCACACAAUACUGGGAAUCAUGGCCUAACCAAGUUGAUAACACACAUUUUUGGGGGGACAUAAUUCAAUCCAUGACAGUCCCUAUUUUGCAGAUGAGGAAACUGAGGCUCAGAGAGGGGAAGCAACAUCAGAGUCACACAGUGAAUCAGUGGCAGAGCUGGGACAAAAGCCCAGGACUGUCUGGCUCCAGAGUCUGGGCUUCUAACCUGGAUACUACACCUUGAGGCCUUGCACUCUGCCAAGGAUUUGUUGGCUAUGCACCAGACUCUUAGUAAAUUGGGUGCCCUCUAAGGACAAGACUUUGCCAGAUACAUCUCAGAAUGCGCUCCUUCUCCCCUGCACUUUACACAUACUCUCAGUAUUUCUCUAAUUGAAUGUGGCCCUGCACCCGUUCCCUUAGGUCUUUGGGGCAAACUAGGUCUAAGUGAAGAUGGAACCAGGACUGGCAUGGGCUUCUUACAUUCUCACACUUCUUUGGCCCACACAGCCGAAGCUACCAGUGCUGUGACCCACUUCCUUCUCAACUUCCUAAGCUACAUUGCUUUACAGUGUAGGAGGGGCAGAGAUAAGCAGCCAGGCUCAUGUGAAUAGGAGCCGCAGAAGUGACUCCCUUCCUUGAGGUUUCUUCUAACCUCACCCCAUUUUGUUCAUAUGGAGAGCUGGCUUGUCUCCUCUUGCCUCUGUCCACUGAAAACACCUCUCAGUGCUAGAUGCUGGGAGCCACAGUGUCUAGGUCUCUGCCAUACAGAGAUCACCUGCCAGCAAGAAGUCAGGGAACUAAGAAUCAGUGACAAUACUGUUGGAUAAAAGACUGAUGGGGUUAUAGGAGCACAUCUGAGCAGCACCUAACCAAUUUGGAGGCAUUGGGGAAACAUCCAAGGUGCCUUCGUGGCACGGUGGUUAAGCACUCAGCUGCUAACUGAAAGGUCUGUGGUUCAAGCCCACCAGCACUCCGUGGGAAAAAGAUGUGGGAGUCUGCUUCUGUAAGGAUUACAGCCUUGGAAACCCUAUGGGGCAGUUCUACUCUGCCCUGUAGGGUUGCUAGGGUUGCUAUGAGUCAAUUGACUCAAUGGCAAGGGCUUGGGGAGAAACUUCCAGGGGAAAGAGACAUCAAUUUCUGUACAAGAGAAAGAGUCAGCCUAACAAGUGAGGAGAGUGUUCCAGGCAGAGGAAACAACAUUUUCAAAGGUCUGGAGGUGAGAGAAUUUAGUAGGCCCAGGCUACAGAGGGUUUCAGUCUGGUUGCAAAUAGCUAGGGAUGGUGAUUUGCUGGCUGUAUUCACUUGGACUCUUCGUGGGAGAUAAGAGCCUCACCCAAAUACCAUCCUAGCCUGACCCUGUAUUCUGGGCCAAUCUUGAGGCACCCAAGGAGGAUGUUUGGAAGGAAAGCAUAAUCUGGACUCAUUUCUCUCUUGUGCAAGAUUGGCUCUCCCAGGUGUCAUGGCAGGCUGAGGCCUCAGGGGGGCAGUGUCCACUCAGAUGAAUCUAACAGCACCAGGAAGGAAUCCCUGGGAGGGCUUUAUUGGAAAGGUUUGGGCCUGCCAAGCCACCAGCAGUGGACUGGAUCCUCAGAGUGUCCCAUAUAGAAGAAGGUGUUUCCUCUAGCAGUAUACCUCCCAGGAGUCUGAAGUGACCCUGGGCAGUAAGGAGCCAGCUGAUUGUGACAUGUGCCAUCUCUCAGGGUAUGCCAGAUGUUUCAGGAAAACAGGCCCUCUACCCCGGGCUGAUGUUAACUCUGACAUGGCAUGUGCACAUACAUAGUUUGAUCAUAUCUGGUGUAAACCUUACUCAAAAAUAUUUAUUAACAUCUGUCAUCUAUGGAGUUCAAAACAUUUGUCCCUGGGACCCCAAAAGGCCAUUUCUGAGCAGCCUGACCUCAUAGAAGCAGAGUCACCAAAUAUCAUCCCACUUCAGCUAUUCUCAGAAGAAAGGAACACUGGGGAGGCAAGGAAGCCCCAGCCAGGGUCCCAGUGCCCUUGUGUGGUGGAGGAAAGGGGCCCUGGUGGGGCCCCCAAUCCUGACGCCUAGGAGGCAUGACAAGGGAAGCUCUGGGUUCUUUGUCAGGUGGGUGGGAACUGAGAAUGAGGUGAGAGGUGACAGUCACACACCCAAACCAGUUACAGACUGAAAGUUUCACCAGAGAACAGGGUAGAACCUAAUAACCUAUAUUUACACUGUGGGUCAGUCAGGGUGCUGAGCACUUCAUGAAUCUCACCAACUCUUGCAACAACUGAGUGUGGUUAUGUAAAUUAUCCCAAUUGCCAAAUGAGCAAACUGAGGCUCAGUGUGGCACAGUGACUUACUCAAGGUCACACAUUCAAUAAGUAGCUGAGCUGUCUGACUCCAGACCCUGGCUGAGUAUUCAAUGUGCAAUCCUGCCAUCUCUAGCAGAGGCUCAGCCUCUCUCUCACCCAAGAUCAGGCAUUAGUAAGAGUCAGAGCUUGAAUACAGCACUCUCUGAGCCCUUAAACUCAAGGUCCUAACAUAUCUCCCCUGUGCUUUCUAUAAGUUGUAUGUGAUAUGUCCAAGGGCCUGACCUCACUGCCAGGCCAGUGGCAGCACUGGGCCGAGAGCAGGGACAGAAAUGAACAGCUACUGUCUUGGCUCCUGUCUCCCAAUUCCUCUGAGCAGGAGGCUUUGCCCCCUUCUUAGGGAGCCUCUCAUUCUCAGCAUCAGGAACUCUGAACAGAUCUCCUAACCUUUAACUCCCCAGCCUCUCCUAUUCACCUCAGAAUCCCAAAGGAUCUCACCUGGAAUAAUAACCAUAGCAGCUAUUAUUCGGAGCAAACACCCUGUGCUAGGCCCUGAGCCUCGUGCUGUGUGUGACUAUCACAUGUAUUUCUAAUGGCAGCCCAAUGAAGUAUGUAAAGUUAUCCCCAUUUUCCAGAUAAGGCAAAUGAGGCUGAGAGUUGUUACUUUCCCAAGAAAACACAGCUAAGUAUCAGAUUCAAAGGUUGAAGGGGUUCCAAAUACAUGCUCUUUAAACACCCAACCCACUGCCACAGAGUGGAUUACGACUCACAGUGACCCUACAGGACAGAGUAGAAGUGCCCCAUCGGCUUUCUGAAGCUGUAAUCUUUAUGAAAACAGAUUACCACAUCUUUCUCCUGUGGAGCAGCUGGUGGGUUUAAACCACCAACCUUUCAGUUAACAGGCAAAUAUUUUAACCACUGCACCUCCAAGGCUUUUGAAAAUAAAGACUUGAGUCCCAAAUCUGUAGAGAUUCUGAUUUUGGAGUGCUAGUCUGGGCCUGGAAAUUUUUUUUUUUUUAACAAGUUCCUCAGAUGUUCCCUGUUAUCUUGCCUCUCUGGUAUGCAUUCCUUGAUGGUUGACAAAGUUGCUUCUAACCACCAGUAAUAAUGUCCUAUCUAAGGCCCUCAAACCAGCCCAUCUUCAAACACAUCUACAAAACCACCCGGCCCUAAGAGCAAGCUGUGGCCAACUCUAGAUCAAACCCAGGUGUGGCUUUAUCUAGAUUCUCUCCAGGCCCCUCUCAUUGGCCCUGACAUUUGUUGGCUGGCAUUUGCUGAAGUUGACUUGUUGCCCCACCCUCCACCCUGGCACCAGCAAACCUGCCUGGGUGGUUUGCCAGAGAGGAGCUACGUUUGUUUUGUCAUCUUAGGACUCCUCACUUCUAAUUUUUCCAGAGACUCACGAAGUACAUGUAGGGGCUGGAGGGCAGGGACCACUUUGACUCCAGAAGCCUGCUUUGCAGACCCCCAGGGGGCUUAAGAUCCCAGGACUGUACCCCUGCCACUGCCCAUUCCCUCCACCCCACCCCAGCCACCCAUUCCUGAAGCUUGUCUCUUUUAGUCAACACCUACCACCCCCAGCAGGGCCCUGAUCCAGACUCUCACCCCAGAUAGGAACUUCUUUGGUGUGACUAAUAUCGGUCUCCCCUGUUAUCCAGCCCAUUUCCGGGAUGAGUUCGGUGCCACCUGCUAAGGUGCUCAAAGGAUGGCCUUAGUCAGCAAGGGGCUGGAUACUGCAGAGGAAAUUAAGGUGUUGAUGACAUGGUGGUGGCUAUGGUUUUGUUUGUUUUGUUUUUUAAUCUGUGGUCCAACAGAGAAAGCCCAGCAGACCAAGCCAUUCAUAAACGGAAAACAGGAGGCUGGGUUAGUGGUUCCACCUCCCCAGGCCUCAGUUUUUCCAUCUAUAAAACAGGUAAAAUAGUAUAAACUG